CAUUCCGGUCGAGACCACAGAGCAGACAACAGAAAGGAGAGCCAUACAACUGGUAGAUGCAGCACUGGGAAGGAAGUAAAGAGAACAGCAAAACUUGGAAAUAACGGGCAAGACAAUGCCACCCAAAGAUGACCUGGAACUACAGAAACUUCGAAAAGAACUGGAUGAUCUGAUGACAAAAAUCAAGGAGGAGCAGAAUAAGGCAGCAGACAAAACACUGGAGGACAUUUGUGGAGACGUGGCAAGUGCCCCCAAAGUGCGGCUCACCACAAAGAAGCUCCUCAAGGGCCAUAUCAAUAAGGUCAACUCGAUCCACUUCAGUGGAGACAGCAGGCAUGCAGUGACGGGCUCAUUGGAUGGGAAGCUCAUAAUCUGGGACACAUGGACGGGCAACAAGGUCCAGAUCAUCCCACUCAGGUCAUCCUGGGUCAUGAGCGUGGCCUUUGCACCAUCUGGAAACUACGUUGCAUGUGGGGGAAUGGACAACAUGUGUACAGUCUAUGACCUCAAUAAUCGUGACUCAACAGGUGCAGCCAAAAUUGUACGAGAGCUCCUCGGAUAUGAGGGCUUUCUGUCUUCCUGUCGCUUUCUGGAUGACAAAACAAUUAUUACUGGGUCAGGAGACAUGAAGAUCUGCUUGUGGGACUUGGAGAUGGGUAAACGGUCCUUAGAGUUUGAGGCCCACUCAGGGGAUGUGGUCUCCAUCUCUCUGUCACCCGACUCCUCGAGCUACUUAACUGGCAGCGUGGACAAAUCUUGCAGACUGUGGGACCUGCGUGAUGACAAGCCCAAACAAACAUUUUUUGGGCAUACAUCUGAUGUGAACUCUGUCUGUUUCCAUCCAUCAGGCUAUGCAUUCGCAACAGGGUCCGAGGACAAGACUGCUCGCAUGUUUGACAUACGUUCAGAUCAGAACAUAGCAACUUACCAUCCUCCAAACAACACUUCAGGGUUCACCUCCUGUGGUCUGUCGCUCUCGGGUCGCUACAUGCUGUGUGGCAGUGAUGACUCAUCUGUCCACAUCUGGGACACACUCAAGAACCAGCACAAUGGCUGUCUGACUGGUCAUGAGAACCGCAUCACAUCGCUGUCUGUGGCCGGGAAUGGAAUGGCCGUUGCAACGUGCUCCUGGGACCAAAAUGUCCGUGUCUGGGUGUGACUGAAAGCCCAGCUGUCCACAUAACCAUCUAAACUACCUAUAGGAUGAUCACAAAGUCCAUGACUAUAACCUGAGCUAGUUCAAUCCAUUUCAAAACAUAUUCUCUAAUAUAUAUUUCAGUAUUGAAAUUAUUUAUGUUCAAGCCACAAUAACCACUUAGGCUAUUGAGAUCAGUUCCCUGUUCACUCAUCCCUGCAUGGCAACGCAGCUGGUCACUCACAACACUCUUCCCUCAACUUGUCUAUGCUGAACUGUGAGAUGCAUUCACUCCCUGACUGACUAACUGAUCCACUGUCUCACUACUUGCUCAUCUGUUCUGCACCGCAAUUAACUGAAAUGGGCCUCGUGAGAACUUGACAGCAACCCUUACAGGUUUUACUGAGCUCUCAGGUGACUCUGACCUUCAGCAUAAGCUGAGUGGCUUCCUAAAUGGUUCAGAUGUUACAAGAGAUGUGUGCAGGCCAGAUGAUGUGAUAUGCCACACACUCAGCUCCCAUGACAAUAUUAUCUGCUCAUGUACAUGGAAGAGGGGUGAAAAAUCAUGUUCAAAUGCAUAAAAUUAUUCUAUACCGUACAUAUUCUUUGAAAGAAUAUAUCCAUGUCACUUACCUGCUGAACCUAAUUUAACAUGUUGUAGCACUGGAAUAAAGACUCCUCAAAAACAAACUCCGUGAUCUUAGUCUGCAAGCGAACUAUUCCA
Molecule: messenger RNA, 1859 nt
Organism: Cryptotermes secundus
Lineage: Eukaryota; Metazoa; Arthropoda; Insecta; Blattodea; Kalotermitidae
Gene: Gbeta76C
Product: guanine nucleotide-binding protein subunit beta-2
Exons: 8
Coding region: 116-1159 (347 amino acids)
Biological process (GO): G protein-coupled receptor signaling pathway
Cellular component (GO): cytoplasm; heterotrimeric G-protein complex
Molecular function (GO): signaling receptor complex adaptor activity; protein binding
Source: RefSeq, a predicted model, not a curated record